UCGUUUUAUAUUAAACGAAUAAAAUCGUAUUUUCUUACAGUCAACCAAACAUAUUUCGAAAAAAACCUUUCGUAGCAUGUUUAAUGACAUUAUGAAUCACCUACUUUCACAGUAGAUAAUAAAUGAUAUCAAUUACUUACACUCCAUUUUUUAACUUACACAAUUAAGGAUACUCUACUAAUUGGUUACUCGCUCAAAAACGUUUAAAUAUUGUAUUCAAAAAUAAACUACAUCAUUGACAACGGAUUCUCUAAUCAUAAGAAGUGUACCUUCCUUCAUUAUUAAGUAUAUUCGUUUGUAUUUAUCCUACUAACUUUUUCAAAAUGACUAUGGUUUUCAAAUUUAUCGCACUGAGUGUAGUUUUUGGGAUGGUAUUAGCAGUACCUAGUGCUAAAAUGACGGCACCAUCAUUUGAUGAUUUAGCGUAUUCUCCCUACAGUCCCUAUGAAAUCGUCGACAUUGUCGACCCCAUCGCCGAUGAAAGGCCUGCUGCGGGCGUAGUACUAGCAAAACCUAAUCUAAUUACGUCUAUUAUCAGCAUCGUUUCGAGUGUGGCUGGUCUUAAAGCUAAAGCUCUAGCUCUCACAGUGGCAGCAAUAGGAUGGCUGAUGUCCAAGUCCUUCGUGUUUGCCAUCGGAGCCGUGGCCACCUUCGCAUUCUGCAAGUUGACUACCAAGUGCCACCUAGGUAGCCCAGCUGUGUACAAAUACGUUCCACCUCAAGUACGAAGCUUCGUCACUCCCGAGCGCUUAGAAGACGCGCAAAACUUUCUUAUGACUGCCAUGCAACAAUAUGCUGAUAAAAAAGGAAGAAGUUUAUAUUGAUGUUA
Molecule: messenger RNA, 829 nt
Organism: Pectinophora gossypiella (pink bollworm)
Lineage: Eukaryota; Metazoa; Arthropoda; Insecta; Lepidoptera; Gelechiidae
Exons: 4
Coding region: 324-824 (166 amino acids)
Source: RefSeq, a predicted model, not a curated record